CUGGAGGCAUCGCCACCAGCUGAUAUUUUCUUUCCUCAGGACCAGCUGUUCAGGAGCAUCCCGGACCGGAGCCAAGCACUUUCAGGACUUGGAUCUGACCCGGCCCGGCGGCCCGGCCUGCGCAGCGAUGUCGGUGGUGGAGGAAAACCGGCCGUUCGCCCAGCAGCUCUCCAACGUCUACUUCACCAUCCUCUCCCUUUUCUGCUUCAAGCUCUUUGUGAAAAUCAGCCUGGCCAUCCUCAGCCACUUCUACAUAGUGAAAGGCAACCGCAAGGAAGCGGCUCGGAUAGCGGCCGAGUUUUACGGAGUAACCCAAGGACAAGGUUCCUGGGCAGAUCGGUCACCACUACAUGAAGCAGCCAGUCAAGGUCGUCUUCUAGCUCUGAGAACAUUGUUAUCACAGGGUUAUAAUGUCAACGCAGUGACCAUAGACCAUGUCACGCCAUUACAUGAAGCCUGCCUUGGAGAUCACGUGGCCUGUGCCAGGACACUUCUGCAAGCUGGAGCCAACGUAAACGCGAUCACCAUAGACGGCGUGACCCCCUUAUUCAACGCAUGUUCACAAGGCAGCACCAGCUGCACAGAACUGCUCCUGGAAUAUGGCGCCAAACCCCAGCUGGAGUCCUGCCUGCCUUCCCCUACUCACGAGGCGGCCAGCAAAGGUCACCACGAAUGUCUGGAAAUCCUGAUAUCCUGGGGUGUAGAUGUUGACCAAGACAUUCCCCAUCUGGGAACCCCUCUGUAUGUAGCUUGCAUGUCCCAGCAGUUCCAUUGCGUCCGGAAGCUUCUUUACGCUGGCGCUGAUGUACAAAAAGGCAAAUAUUGGGAUACUCCAUUACACGCUGCUGCUCAACAGUCCUGUACGGAAAUUGUAAACUUACUGCUAGAAUUUGGAGCGGACAUCAAUGCCAAAAACACAGAUCUUCUGCGACCUGUCGAUGUGGCGACUUCUAAUAGUUUGGUGGAAAGAUUAUUGCUUCAGCAUGAAGCCACCCCAAGCUCUCUAUGCCAGCUCUGCAGACUCUGUAUCAGAAACUACAUCGGUAGACCAAGGUUACACCUUAUCCCACAGCUCCAGCUGCCAACGUUGUUGCAGAAUUUCUUACAGUAUCGAUAAGGGAGUAAAACAAUUCUAAACGUCUGAAAAUCAGAAAUUUCUAUUUCAUCUGCAUAGUGUAUAUUUCAUAUUAAAACAUGCUAAAGAGAUGGUAGAGAUAUGAGAACACCCAGGAAGAAGUGAAAUAGCAAUUUUAGUUAAAGUGUACUAGUUCAUAGUAUGUUUUAUGCAUUUUUACUGUUUUUGGAGACUAUAAUAUGUUUAAAGUAUCUAUGUGAACCCCUACCAAAAGUAUUCAUAUAUUUUUGAAGGUCUAUAUUCUUCAAUUAAUGUUUAUGCUUUUAAGUUUUGGCCUCUGUAAUUGAUUAUUUCUGUAUUGUUGAUAUUAAUACAAAAUAUGAGUAUGGUUUAGAAAAGAGCAGCUCAUAUAUUUUUUUGAAAUAAACAUGACUGUCAUUCAGGAAACCCACUAUGUUAAUUGUUUACUUAUCAUUUAAUGAUCAAUUGAGUAAAGAAAAGACAAAUUGCCUCUUUCCUGCAAAGGUCCCAGCGAUCACUUCACUGCCUUAGGUAAACCUGUUUCAGAAGCUGGCAGGACUAGAAUGAUCACUACAGCUGUCUCACCCUGAGAAGUCUGGAGCAUUACACACUUCUCAGUGUAUUUGAAGACCCUUUCCUACUCAUGAGUGGUCUCUCAGGGUCUCUCUUCUGUGCUUUUACACAUAUCACCCCAGCCUCCUCCAUUCAGAGGCUGCCGGGAGCUGGUGAGACUUGGACCAGGAAAAUGAACUUCAUAUCUAGUUGAUAAAGAGGCCCUGGGUCACACUCUAGGAAUCAGGGGGGCCCAAGGCUGUAGAAAGUGGAAGAUAACAAGUGCCUUAAAAUGUGGGGUUUUCAAAGAAAAGGAAAAAGGGUAUUACUUAGCAAACAUAGAAACCUUAGGAAAUGUCCCCAUCUGUGGACCUUCAUUGUGGUGUUUCUAAUUCUUCCGGGCUCAGCAUAGACUAUACUGUAAAGGGAUGCUGUACAUAAGAAGGUUUCCUCUGUGGGGGUUUAUUCUCUUCUGCUUAAUGUAUUUGAGUGCAAUAUAAAAAGUAAUUUAAAAAAUAAAAUUAAACAUUUAAAAAAACCUCUCUGUGUCUACUUUGUAGUUUAAACUAUUUGAAUUUAUAAGAUAAUAAGAUACUUAUAACACUGUGUAAAGUAGAAGAAAAUACUUGGAUGAGUCCUAUAAAUUUAUCAAAUUUUGAUAAAGCAUUUUGAUAGCCAGGGGCCUUUCCUUUUUACUUAAUUCUUGACUGAGUGCCAGAGACCUGUGGGAAAUAAACUAUUAUUGUAUAUAACCCCAAAGUUAUUAAGAGUACAUUUUUAAAGAAUCAUUCUAGAUUUUCAAAAGUCAGAAUAAGGUUGUGGCAUGUUUGUUUAAAAAAAUGUCUUCUAUGUGGCUAGAGACUUUUAAAUUUGUCUGUUUUACAAAAUAUCUGUUUAAUAAAUUUGUAAUAUCCUCAGAAUAAUAUGCAUUUAACCUUUUUUAUUAUAGAGUAACCCUAUUAAACAUAAUCACAUAUUAAAAUUGCUUUUCAGUAAAACAGUGCCUACUAGUAUUUUUCCUGAGCAAGAAGUCAUCUUAGGGUACAAGGCAUCCCUUUUAAUUGGUCUUAUGUCAGUAAGAGAAGCAAAUAUCAAAUAUUAAAAUAAAAAUUGACACCUGGAAAGUUUUAGAGUGCUGAUACCUUGUAUAUUAGCUUGAGUAUGAUUAUCGUAUCAAAGAACUGUUCUAAUUUAAACAUAUCAUAUGUAUGUUACUAUAUUAAAGUGUGAUGUUUAUCCCUGGAAUAAACCAGUUUUUUUUUCUGUUCUAA
Cervus elaphus (red deer) is the source of this 2919-nucleotide messenger RNA. It is a transcript of the gene ASB5, whose product is annotated as ankyrin repeat and SOCS box containing 5. The record is from RefSeq and is a predicted model, not a curated record. Bases 128 to 1117 code for a protein of 329 amino acids. The transcript has 7 exons. Gene Ontology annotation, biological process: intracellular signal transduction; protein ubiquitination; positive regulation of protein catabolic process. Gene Ontology annotation, molecular function: protein binding. NCBI's taxonomy places the organism in Eukaryota, Metazoa, Chordata, Mammalia, Artiodactyla, Cervidae.